UACUCACACAGUCCACAGAAAGAGGGAGAAGAGAGACGGAGGGGUUCAGCAGGAUUUCCUCGUCCUGUUCAGAAACAGUCUUUGAACAGUGUUACAGUCCAGCUACUGUCCAUCCUUUGAGCAAGGGGCAACGUGGCCAGUGAAGAUGGAAGGCCAUAAAAGAGAAAGAAUGGCAGGCAAGGUGCUGGUGGGACUGUGUGUGCUGGUGGCUUCUAUGGGUCAGGUCCUGAGCAGCCCCCAGCCCAGGCAACAUGACCUGAACCCUGCUGUGCUGUAUCCGUGGCAGCAGAAGAGUCCAGGUUUGGGCAGGGUGAAGAGGGACUGGAUCAUCCCCCCCAUCCGGGUCUCUGAAAACAGCAAGCAGGUCCCUGAGUACCUGGUUCAGAUCAAAUCAGACAAGGUUUUCACUGGAGAGGUGAUCUACAAGCUGGAGGGCCCCGGGGUCGACCAGGAGCCUAAAGACCUCUUCGAAAUUGAUGACAAAACUGGAUGGAUCAAGAGCAAGAUGCCCCUGGACAGAGAGAAGUACAAGAGCUUCACGCUCAAAGCCUUUGCGCUGUCCCCCAGUGGAGAACGUCUGGAGAACCCCACCACUAUCGAGAUUUAUGUACUGGAUCAGAAUGACAACAGACCGAACUUUAUCCAAGAGGAGUUUAUUGGUGCCGUGCCAGAAUUCUCCAUUCCAGGUACUUCAGUGCUAACCAUAUCUGCAGUGGACGCUGAUGACCCGUCCACAGAUAAUGCAGUGCUCAGCUACUCCAUCGUAGCUCAGGAGAGCUUCCCGCCUUUCAGCAUCAACAAGACCAUGUUCGGCAUCAAUAACGAAACAGGGGUCAUCUACACACGGGACGUGGGACUGGACCGAGAUGUGGUCCAGUCUUUCCAGCUGACGCUGCAGGUGGCCGACAUGUCUGGUUUGGGCCUCACCAGCACCGGCCGCGCCACCAUCUACAUCACGGACAUCAACAACCACGCCCCGCAGUUCCAGCCUACAACGUACAAUAUGUUUGCGAUGGAGAAUAAGGUUGGGGUGGAUCUGGGCAGAGUGAACGCUACAGAUAAAGACCAGAGGAAUGGAGAGAACUGGAGGAUCGUUUACUCUAUAAGAGGAGAUGCUUCUGGAAACUUUGCUGUUCGGACAGAUCGCGCCACCAACCAGGGCAUCAUCUCUGUAGUGAAGCCGCUGGACUACGAGUCUAAAUCUGAAUACCAGCUCACAGUGAUAGCUGAGAAUGAAGUUCCUCUGAGUACCAAAGCCCCGUAUGAACAGACCAGCACUGCCACCGUUACCAUCCGCGUUCUCAAUGAAAAUGAGGCUCCCCGUUUCUAUAGAAACCCCAUACAGGUGUCUUUCCCCGAGUCCACUGCACCGGGCACUGUCCUGGCCUCAGACAUCGCCCAUGAUCCUGACAACGCCAAGCUCAAGUUUGAGAUUACUCAUGAUCCUGAGAGGUGGUUGGGGAUCAACCGUGACACCGGAGAGGUCACUGCCAGGAGAACCUUCAACAUCCGCUCGUCCUACGUGAAGAACAACAAAUACACCGCGCUGGUGAAAGUCACUGACCUGGACGCUGGUGGCAUUUCAGCCACGGCCUCGCUGGAGAUCACCCUGUGGGCGACGAAUGAUUUCCCACCUGUUCUGGUCCCACUGAGCGGCACCGUGUGCAGUGACAGAGAGCCGGGCCGGCUGGGCCUGCUGUUGACCGCUAUGGACGAUGACCUGUCACCUCACGCUGACCCCUUCAGCUUCGAGAUGGCUGACGCAGACAUGGCUGCCAACUGGACCAUCAUACCACUCAAUGAAACCCACGCGAUGCUGCAGCCUCUGAUUGACAUUGACUGGGGUGAGUUCUCCAUCCCCAUCACCGUCUCGGACUCAGGCUCCCCUGCCCGCUCCUCGAACGCCCUGGUCAAUGUCACAGUGUGCCCGUGUGACAGGGCUGGACAGUGCACGGCCUUCACAGCUGCAGCCAUUUUCGGAUCAAAAGUGGGCAUCAGCUUCAUCGCCCUUAUGAUCAUCAUGGCCAGUGCUGCUCUUCUGUUGCUGUUGCUUCUCCUGGCCGUGGCUGUGAGGAGCUGCACCCACCGCAGCCUGAAGAAAGGAGGAGGACUGCUGGUGGGCGAAUCGGACGACGACGUGCGCGACAACGUCUUCAACUACGAUGAGCAGGGCGGAGGAGAGGAGGAUGAGAACGUGUUCAACAUUGAUCUUCUGCGGACCCCGAGUGACAUGGUCCCUCCCCCUGAAACCUUCGGCCAGCCAGGCUCCGGCCUUCUGAAACACAAACAGCCACUCAGGAAAGACGCGCCAUAUAACCUGCCCUCGCCGAAGUAUCCGCGGAAAAGACCAGCAAACCCUACUGACAUCGAGGACUUCAUCAAUGAUGGUCUGGAUGUUGCAGACAACGACCCCAACGUGCCUCCGUAUGACACAGCCCUGAUCUAUGACUAUGAAGGUGAUGGCUCCCUGGCGGGCAGUCUGAGCUCCAUUGCCUCCAUGGGCUCAGAGGAAGACCAAGACUAUGACUACCUCAGUGACUGGGGGCCACGCUUCAAGAAACUGGCCAACAUGUACUCCAGUGACUAGACCCACUUAUCUACACAGAGCUUGCAUUCGAUUCUUCUUCCCCAAAGCCUUCAGGAGAAACCGUAUAUUUGAACAUUCCCCAUCCUAAACAUUUGGGGCUGCUGAUGUGGCCCCUGCUGAUAAGGAUGGGAGGAUGUGUGUGGAUCAUUGAUCGAGGUACUGCUAGACUGAAUUUGAGCUUUUUCGUAUUCCCCUCUGGUGUAUUCCCGCGAAAGGUCGCCGCUGUCAUGUCAGAGACGGCGCGAGCUGU
Colossoma macropomum (tambaqui) is the source of this 2837-nucleotide messenger RNA. RefSeq names its product cadherin 15, type 1, M-cadherin (myotubule) (gene cdh15). Gene Ontology annotation, biological process: cell-cell junction assembly; calcium-dependent cell-cell adhesion; adherens junction organization. Gene Ontology annotation, cellular component: catenin complex; plasma membrane; adherens junction. Gene Ontology annotation, molecular function: calcium ion binding; cadherin binding. NCBI's taxonomy places the organism in Eukaryota, Metazoa, Chordata, Actinopteri, Characiformes, Serrasalmidae. The transcript has 14 exons. The record is from RefSeq and is a predicted model, not a curated record. Bases 146 to 2587 code for a protein of 813 amino acids.